Molecule: messenger RNA, 678 nt
Organism: Boleophthalmus pectinirostris (great blue-spotted mudskipper)
Lineage: Eukaryota; Metazoa; Chordata; Actinopteri; Gobiiformes; Gobiidae
Product: cytochrome P450 2D17-like
Exons: 6
Biological process (GO): xenobiotic metabolic process
Cellular component (GO): cytoplasm; intracellular membrane-bounded organelle
Molecular function (GO): oxidoreductase activity, acting on paired donors, with incorporation or reduction of molecular oxygen, reduced flavin or flavoprotein as one donor, and incorporation of one atom of oxygen; iron ion binding; heme binding
Source: RefSeq, a predicted model, not a curated record
AUGGACAGCUAUCUGGAUGAACUGGAGAAGAGAUGCAAUGACAAUUCUUCAUUUUCCUCUGAGGAACUGCUGAUGUACUGCCUGCUCCUACACCUGGCAGGGACAGACACUACAUCCAAUACGUUGCUGUUUGGCUUCCUCUACCUCAUGGCCAGACCACAUAUUCAGGAACGCUGUCAGCAGGAGAUAGACCGAGUCCGCGAGGGGAAGGACUCUGUCACAUUUGAAGACAGACACAACAUGCCUUAUGUCCAGGCAGUUAUUCACGAAGUUCAGAGAACUGCCAACACUGUUCCUCUCGGCCCAUUCCAUUCAACCACCAGAGACACAGAGCUUAUGGGCUACUCUAUUCCUAAAGGCACUAUUGUCAUCCCCAACCUGUCGUCAGCGCUCAGUGAGGAGGGACAGUGGAAGUUUCCUCAUGAAUUCAACCCUGAAAAUUUUCUCAACCACAAGGGAGAGUUUGUCAAACCAGAUGCCUUCCUGCCCUUCUCUGCUGGUCUUCGAGUGUGUUUGGGAGAAGGCCUGGCCCGUAUGGAGCUCUUCCUCAUCAUGGUGACUCUUCUGAGGAAGUUUAGCUUCAUUUGGCCUUAGGAUGCAGGAGAGCCUGACUUUACUCCAGUGUUUGGCAUCACCAUGACGCCAAGACCGUACAACAUGAAAGUAGAGAUCAGAUGA